Molecule: messenger RNA, 3297 nt
Organism: Fopius arisanus
Lineage: Eukaryota; Metazoa; Arthropoda; Insecta; Hymenoptera; Braconidae
Gene: Sec63
Product: translocation protein Sec63
Exons: 3
Coding region: 296-2524 (742 amino acids)
Biological process (GO): post-translational protein targeting to endoplasmic reticulum membrane; SRP-dependent cotranslational protein targeting to membrane
Cellular component (GO): Sec62/Sec63 complex
Molecular function (GO): transmembrane protein transporter activity; RNA binding
Source: RefSeq, a predicted model, not a curated record
ACCCGGUAAACGGUAGUUUCAAGUGGUGAGUUGGCAAUCUUGCAAUCAUCGUGGUUUACCAUCCGAAUCCCUCCCUAACCUCUAAACUUACAUGUUUUUACUGAAUUUUUCCAUGUUGACGGGGGGGAAAUAGAAAAAAUAUAAAUCAUCGUUGACUGAUUGAAAAAUUUGUACGAAUAAUCGCCAGCGUCGAGUGAAUUCAAGUACUUAUACACUCAGUUGAACAUUAAACGCAUGUACUUAGUACUAGUGGAGCAGAUAUUUAUGAGUAAUUGGAUAAACAUUUGAAUGAGUUAUGAGUGGACAGAAAUUUCAGUACGACGAGAGUGGUGGAACGUUUUUCUAUUUUCUACUGUCAUUUCUUGCGCUUAUUCUUGUACCUGGGACUUAUUACCUCUGGCCACGAUCACCUAAACAAGAUCCAGAUCAGUUAUCGAGGAAAUGCAGAUGUCCAGACUGCCAGAGGAAGAAGGAGAUCCUGGCACAGCAGAAUCCAGGAAAGACGACAAAAACAAUUCUCAUAAAGGCCUUCAUAAUCGUCUGCUGGAUAUUCCUAGCUUUGCUAGCCUACAAGGUCUCCCAGUAUGACGCGGAGAUGGCGAAUUUCGAUCCCUAUGAAAUCCUCGGAGUCUCAUCAGGUGCAUCAGAGCGUGAGAUAAAGCGUUCAUACCGUAAACUCUCGCUGAUUCUUCAUCCGGACAAAGAGACAGGUGAUGAGAAGGCUUUCAUGAAGCUGACAAAGGCUUAUCAAGCCCUGACAGACGACGAGGCCCGCUCCAACUGGGAAAAAUACGGCAAUCCAGAUGGUCCAGGUGCCAUGUCCUUCGGUAUAGCUCUUCCCUCGUGGAUCGUCGAGAAGAAAAAUUCAGUCUGGGUGCUGGGACUGUACGCAAUGGUUUUCAUGGUGGCUCUACCCACUGUCGUCGGCAUGUGGUGGUACAAGAGCAUUCGUUACACUGGUGAUCAAGUUCUCCUCGCUACAACCCACAUGUACUACGGCCUCUUCAGUGGCACCUGUACAACUGUUUUAAAACGUGUAAUUAUGAUUCUUGGUGCAUCCUAUGAGUUCUGCAAGGGUGCAAACGCUGAGAUUAUUGAACGUCAGUCUGACAACGAGGAGAUGCCAUCGCUCAUUAAAAAACUUCCCAACCUGGGGGAGAAAAAUAAAGAGCCACCUCUGUGUCAUAUGUACUCGAUCAAAGCUCGGGCUAUAAUUCACGCUCAUCUGUCGAGAAUUCCCUUGAAUCCCCGGACCCUCGAGAAGGAUCGUCAGUACAUCGUGAAGAAGUGCCCUUAUCUCAUCCAGGAGAUGGUGACGUGUGUCAAUCAGCUGAUUCUUCUUGCCUACUCUGGACGACUGCCACUUCUCCCAACUAUUCACACUAUCGAAAAUUGUAUGAAACUUUCACCGAUGAUUGUCCAGGGCUUUUGGCAAUUUGCCAAUCCUCUGCUGCAGCUGCCACACAUCGAGGAGGAGCAUCUCAAACAUUUUCUCGGUAAGAAGAAGAAUGUCAAGACACUCCAGCAACUGGCCCAGCUCAAGGGAAAUGAGAGGAGACAGCUCCUCCGAAUGCUGAGUGAUGAGCAGUAUGAGGAUGUAAUCAGGGUCCUCGGUAAUAUGCCUUAUGUUGAUUUUAAAGUGCUGUCUGAGGUGGUUGAUGAUGAUAAUCCAACAGUUUACACAGCUGAUGCUGUUGUUACGGUUACGGUGACACUCACCAGGAGAAAUAUGAGAGAAUUGUUUGGGGAUGAAACAGCCAAGGAGAAGACUGUUGAUGAGGGUGAGGUUGAGGGUGAGGAGAAGGAGGAGAAAAUUGAAGCAUCCAUGAAGAAGACGUCCUGGUGGAAGCAGAAGAAGGGGGCAAAGUCGAAGAUUGAUAAGAGGAAGAAGCAGAGAGUAUCCAAAAAAACGGUGCCCAAGGGAAAGAAGUCUGUUGAGGAGGAGAGUGAGAGGGAGCGGGAGAGUGUGGGUGGUGGUGAUAAUGCCAAAGAGGAGAGCUCUGAUAACUCUGAGGGGGAGAGUGAGAAGAGUGAGGAGGAGAAUGGCAAGGUCAAGGUCAAUCAGGAGGAUGAUGAUGAGGAGUGGGAAAAAUUUCAGCAGAGGAUAGCUAAGAAGGAGAGGGUUCUUGAGGGUAGGAGCAAUGUUUCUCAUGAGGUUCACUGUCCACUUUUUCCCGAUGUCAAGCAGGAGUACUGGUGGGUCUAUAUUUGUGACAGGAAGUCUCAUACUCUCAUUACUACGCCCAUUCAUGUCACUGGGCUUGUCGACACCGAGGAGGUACAGCUCAAGUUUGCUGUACCUAGCUGGAAGGGUUUAUUCACUUUCUCUGUGUGCCUCAGGAGUGACUCGUAUCUGGGGUUCUACCAGACUCAGGAUAUUAAGCUGGAUGUUAUAGAAGCACCAGCUAUACCAACUCAGCAUCCACAAUGGGAUAUUUCCGAUGAAGAAACUGCCGAGGAGAAUGAUGCAGUUGACGAACAUUCCGAAUACACCACAGAUGAGGAUAUCAGUGACAAUGAAUGAUAAAAACACCAAAUUACUUAAUUAAUUGAAGAUAAUUCAACGAUGAAGUGGUGGAAUUGUUUCAUGAAUCCUUUUUUUUUUUUUUGUAAAUGCAUAUUUUCAUGACGUACGGGUUCACGGAAAAAUAUUAUCGAAAUUUUUUAUUAACUUUAUAUUACAUUUAUUUUAUUAACUUCAUAUUAAAUUCACCGAGAAAAAUCUCGGGGAAAAUUUUCUUUAGAAUUGUCCAAAUUUUCACGUUCCACCACUUCAUCACAAUUAAUAACCAGAAUUAACGAGUUAAAGUCAAAUAAAUCAACUAAUUAAGCACCCCAGCUGAUCAAGAAAAUCAGCCAGGCAGCUCCUCAAAUUUUUUUAUACUAAGAAAUAAAUUUUUGAAAUUAAAUGAAUACCCGAAUGAGUGGAAAAAAUUCUGAAUUCAAUCUAGAUCUAAAGUGAACUUUUUUAUGCAAAAAAAAAAUCUUCAGACAGACUAGUUACUUAAUGAAGUAGAAGUGUGUGUGUUACUCCGGAGAAUAAUAAUUAUGAAAAUAUAAUUAUUAUAGUGCGACUGUGCAUAAUAGUGAAACUAAAAAAUUCAUAGAUUGAUCACGAAGAAUUAUAAAAUGAUACAUAUUAUACAUUAUACAUACUAUAUUUAUUUUAACAAUUGUUGCUCGGUACGAUUAACUGUAGGGAUGACUACAUGUGCACAAUCUUUUUAAUAAAUUAUAUUGUCUAUGAAUUAAUCAUAAACUCCACUCAAUGAAUUUUUUUCUGUUUAUUCUUCUAUU